Rhipicephalus microplus (southern cattle tick) is the source of this 8159-nucleotide messenger RNA. RefSeq names its product humpty dumpty (gene hd). Gene Ontology annotation, cellular component: nucleus. NCBI's taxonomy places the organism in Eukaryota, Metazoa, Arthropoda, Arachnida, Ixodida, Ixodidae. The record is from RefSeq and is a predicted model, not a curated record. Gene Ontology annotation, biological process: nuclear DNA replication.
UCGUUUUGUUUGUGGCGGCUGAAUUGGUACGCCAACGGUUUAUCGUUGUAGCUUUACUUUCAAACUAGUCUUCGAACAGUCUCGCACAGCAAGAUGUUUAGCACGGAAACACUACCCUGAAUGACGCACAAUCAGCCACUCUGCGUCAUAAGUCACCUAAAGUUUUCUUUCAAGCCGAGAAACAAAAAAAGCGAUGGAGUCCGCCCCCUUAAAAGACGCCGAAAACGCAGCCGCUCCAAAGACGACGCAAUGGAUGAAGCCUAACGAUAUCCUCAAGCUAAGCAGGGCUGCUAAGCGUCGUCUCCAACCCAGAGCUCUACAACCGGUCAGCCUGAACGCCAUCAACGGUGCUACAACUGUCCCCGUCAAGCGUGAACGCAGUACCAACCCUUUCCGGUGUCCAGUGCAGAAAAAGCCUCGGUUGGAAGAAGUUUAUGCACUACUUCACCGGACAACAGCAUCUCCACCAACUUUGUCGCCACAGAGACUCGUGGUUUCAAAGGUUGCCGUCGACUCCUAUGAUGAUGAAACAAGGCACUCUCUAGCGGAUGGCGCAAAGCCUGAACAGGCAAAAAAGCCACCAAGACUGCCAGGUCUUCCCCUGGACUGGAGCCUGAAGACGCGCAUUCGCUUCUGCUCGACAAGCCACUUCCCCUGGAGCGGGAGCCUCAAGACGUGUGAAGAGGCCAGUGGAACCACAGGUUUUGUGCGGGCCGUUCACUCGACAGGCUGCGAGGAGUCUGCGGCGGAGCGAGGGAGCCUAGACAGCAGUCCACAGGCACGCUUCCACCAGAACUGCCUUGUGUGGAUGCACCCGCACCUGCCCUGGAUGCGGCUGUUUCCCCGACACGGGGUGAUGGCUAACGUGUCGAAGUCCAAGGAGGCGACCUCCCUGUUUGCUGACCCCGCCAGCCCUGCGCGGACCGCCUUGCAAGGGGACUGGGCACAGGGAUUCCGCUCCCUGUACCAGCUGCUUCGCGCCCGCCAGUGCCCCUACUUCUACGUCUGCGCGCCCACGUUCACAGUGUUGUUUCGGGCUGCGGGUGUGGCCGGCCUGGCCGACUUGCAUGCCUUGAUGACGCCUACAACACGGGGCCUCAGGCAGGCACUCCGGGACGAAGGGAUUACGUUCAGCAUGCCUCUGUGCACCAGCCAAGAACAGAUGGACGAGACAGACGGUGCAUCACAGUCUCCGCCUUCAGAAGCUAAGAGUGACGGCCAAGAGGAGAAUGCACCAGAAGAGGAAACGGUGACCUGGUUGGAAAGCUUGGGCCUCAGUCAGGCGGACUUUCCUUCUCUCAACACAUCGCGGAGCAAAAUGCUGGACGAGACCAGGGAUGAUCGUCGCCCUAGGUCACUGGUGUUUGUCGAGCGAGGCGAGACGCUGGCGCUCUUCAACUUCCUUCUCAACAGCCGCACCUGUGUCUGUCCCACGGGACCCCUGGCCGGUGUACCCCCAACGCUCAUCUCUCCUGUGGCCUUUCACGGAGCCAGUUUGCGAUCGCUAAAGGUGCGGCAAGGCUGGGUCAAGCAAAACAACACGGACAUGCACAUGGUGGAGAUGAGCGGACCCAUCCUUCCGAGCGCACUGCAUGGCCUGUGUACCCUGUUUGGAAGCAGCCAGGAUAAGGGCGCCUUCUCAUUCGUGGCAUCGGCCGACACUCCCACGGCGGCCUUCAAUGCCUUCCAGCCUCAGCCGCAGGCUGCACCUGCCGCCUUUGCGACUGAGGCACUCAAGGACUGCGGCCUGUCGCAGCCCUUCGUGCAGCAGAUUUGUGGGAAGCCCAAUGGACCUUUGCCCGUGCUCACCCAUGUUCAUGUUGAAGACGGCAGCUAUGACAUCUCUGGUUGCCGCUAGGAGGGCUUGCUCGCUUGCUCAGAGACGGCUACGAAACUCUGCGUUUUCUAUUGCUUGUGUCAUCACGAUGGGACUGUCAAGGCAGCAAUGAUGCACAGAGUAUAGACUGCGAGUGUUUAAGUGUUUGCAAACUUUCCUUGCUGCCUUUGCAGCUUCGGGAGAACCAUGCUCAUGCCUAGCACGAAAGGACAUAGCACAUUGGCUCAAUGCAUUUCCAAUUUUAGGCUUGGGCAGGCAUUGAGAUCAUGGGACUAACGAACGGAACGUUACUGGUGUUUUCAUCAGUGCUCUUGUCUUUGUGCUCAAGUUUUUUUUUAAGGCAUAGUGAGGGGUCUGUGAAAGGAUUUUUGCCGCUUUAACGUCUCUGGAACAUGUCACGAGUUAUGACAUGGGUCUUGUUUGUCUAGUGCUUCGAUACAGUUCCUGCAGCAGUGUCAAUGCAGUGAGAUACUCUGAGACUGUGGUUAUGUGGUGCAUGGUGUGCUUGCAACUAAACACCGUUUGCUCAUAUAUACAGCCACGAUACACACAUUGACUUGCAUAGGAAUGUUGAGGUAACAUUCUAACGACUCUUGUGUAUAUACAGAGGUGCAAAGACACAGUGAAAGUAGUUUUAUAUGUUCUUGUUAACAAACUAGACAUCGCUUAUUUUUAUUCAGGAUGUAAGAAGCUGUACAACUCGAGAAGAAAAAUACAACUCUCGAAUGGGACAGCAAUGUCAUUUUUUCGGUUAAGAACAGUUCGUUUUACAGUGGGUCUUAGGAAUAGGGGUGCGCUAUCACUGUGGCAUUGCUCAAAAGCAAGUCUUCUCAUCAGUGUAGUAAAUCUCUGUAAUGAAUGCGCAACUAAAGAGACUACAAGUUCCAUCAGCAAGAAGACUGCAACGCUUGGAAAUGUUAGCAUAUACUUGUUUGCCACUGUUUGGUCAAGUGACCUGACCAGACCAGAAACGUGCUGUCAUUCAGAGAGCUCUCUGGUGGUUCUAGAACCAAAAAGCGUAUUUAUGCGGUCACCUUCGGUACAGUGCGGCAUGUUUUAUGUGAAUUCCACUGAAGAAAAGAACUGCUAGCACUUGGCAGUAGGCAGAUAUCCAAGCAUGUGAUGAGUUGCAAAUGACCGCAUUCUCAAUGACAGUUGCCUUUACUGUUGGUGGACAACAUCUAUGGCCUUCCCUGUGCUUCAAGAAACGUCGAACCGCAGUAUAUGCUGAUAUAGUGAAGCACAAAAACUGUAAAUAUUUCUCGGUGAUAUCAGCACGUUGACAAUGUAUGCUUAUGACGAAUAUAGUACUAGUAUAUGUGGACUGUAUUUUAGUGUCUGACACAACUUCGUUUAUCAAGGUUUUGCUGAACGGAAAGCAGUGCAAAAUACCUGCCCCUCAUUUUUUCAUCAUAGUUUUAGUUUUAUUGUGUGAGCCGGUUUAGUAAAAAAGUUCGUCGACAGCUUUAAUGUGUGUGACAUGCUGCUAUAAUGCAGUGUGGUUAUUGCAGUGCUGAGGUGCGAUGAUACGCUGUAGUAUAUUGCGUGACACUUGUUAACUUGCCUGCAGUGUUGUGUAGACUGUCGCUUGCCAACGAGACCUUACAAUGUCUGAUGACCGUUGUGGGCAGUUUGUGCUUUCUGCUUGUCUGUGAAAAUUUGUACAGGGCUGGUUUUAAGACACCUGUCUAAGGUCUGUUAUAUUGGGGGUGUAGGUAGCAGCUUUUCUUUGCAUCUGUUUGUAUUUUGAGAGACUGUAAGGUAGGUUUACUGCACUUCAUUUAUUUUGCAUUGUAAAUAGUAAUUUUAUACGAGUCUUGCGCAGUUCUUUUGUUGUGAGUAAACAUCAUCACUGGACGAGCGAAGCAACGAAAUUGAAAUUGUUACUUGUUCAAAAAAGCUGUCGCAUUCACCACCUUCAUAUUGACUGUACAAAUUUAUGUGUACCCAAUGUUAUAGAGGAAUUUUUAUGGGCACUCGGUGAAAUUGUUUUAUCUGUUUUUAAAAGUAAAGUGAAUGGCUGUUGUUUUGUGCUUCAAUGGUUGCCUUCUGCAUGUGUGCCAUGGUAGCGUCUGUGUAGCGCCAAAGAUAAAAUUUUGGAGAAAAUGCAAAACUGGCAGAUCUGUGAAAGCUAUGGCAGCUAUGCUUCACAAAAUAAAACUGCCGGUAUUUGAUUGGUUUAAAACUGCAUUGCACUUACUUCUUUCAGUCUCUGCACAGGAGGUAUUGACGUGCAGUUCAUGGAACACUGGCUCUUUAUAGCGUCUUGAAGGGGUCAUGAAACACUUUUCGAAAUAAUCGUCGAGUGACCUCAGCAUCACUGUUCCGUAAACAAAUCGGUUGCUGCAAAAUUUAAGUGUGCGUAAUGAAACGCAAUCUUUCUCUCCCAUUGAGAUCCCUCUGUGCGAGUGUGGCUCACUUUGUAAUGUUGGCAGACUACAGAGCGCCACGCCGGCAUCCUAGCAUGUUGCAAGAAGUUCAUCUGGCCAAACAAUGUCAACCAUUCACCAAUAGCAUGCUGCUUGCUAAUAGCAUGCCUAACAGCAAGUGCGUGCUCCCGUUACACCAAGAGUGUGCAUCUGUUGUUUGGCUCGGCGUGCUUGCGCGGCAUAGGGAGCUUCAAAGGCGACGGUCAGGUGCAGCCCUAAGGAGCGUUGCACCUAAAAAAAAUCCACGCAUCUUCACACAGCGAAUGAUGACGAGUGGGCAAAGAGUGGUCGUAAGGUUCGUAAUGUCUACAUUGAAGUUGCCAUGUAGUAUGAAAGACCUAUGCACGGACAGACUGUGUGUAACAAGGCAUGGAUUGCCCCGAGAAGAACACAGUGAAGUGUCAAUGUGCUUCGCCCCUAAAAAGCCCUGAAUGUCGAAAUUAAAAGAGACCUGCCUCUGCUUGAGGUGUGUUUACAGACUGCAUAUCUUCAUUUUGAGAAAGCUUCUGGAUAAGGAACUUGUGUUGUGUAGCUGCUACACUAGGAAGUUGCAAGGCCUUAAGAAUUUUGAAAUUCGCUGAACGGGCUAGAUUUACAAAGUGUGUGACGAAAGUCUUGUUUGGUGUAAAUAAAAACGUGCAGGCGUGUAUAGUUGCAUGUAAAUGGCAUCUUGGAAAGGAUUCGCGAAGUGCAUACACGUGAUCCCUUGUAAAUAUAAGCAAGGCCUGAUGGUUGCCGUGCCAACAUAGGAGGCAAACUGCGAUGGACGCUGUAACGCUUCAUUCACUGUAGGCAUUCACUGAAGGUAAAAGACCAGCACUAAGCACAUGACAUGUCCUCUCUUUAAUGGAACUGGUGCUAUAGCAGUUCCAUUUGUGUAGGGAAGGGGCGGUGAGAAACUUAACGUGCAUAUAAACGGCACUAAGCAAGUUGAAAUAGGCCCUAAGCCCCGCCGUGGUGGUCUAGUGGCUAAGGUACUCUGCUGCUGACCCGCAGGGUGCGGGAUCGAAUCCUGGCUGUGGCGACUGCAUUUUCUAUGGAGGCCAAAAUGCUUUAGGCCAGUGUGCUAGAAUUUGAUUGCACGUUAAAGAAACCCAGGUGGUCAAAAUUUCAGGAGCCCUCAGUUACAAUGUCUCUCAUAAUCUAAUGGUGGUUUUGGGACGUUAAACCCCACAUAUGAAUUAAUAAAGUGGUCUCUAAGCACGAGCAUGUCCGCCUUGGUGGAUCAGUGGCCAGGGGGCUUGGCUACUGACUCGAAGGUCGUGUGUUUGAUAUGUGUUUGAUGGAGGUGAAAUUGUAGAGGCCAAUGUACUGUGCAAUGUUAGUGCACGUUACAGAACACCAGAUGGUCAAAAUUUCUAGAGCCCACAGUGUCUACAGUGUCUCUUAAUCUUGUCGCUGUUUUGGGACAUGAAACCCCAUACGUUAUUAAACUUGAGCUCAUGAUGUGUAGGUUCAUGGACGAUAGCAAGAAAGAAACCUUAAUAGGCUUAUGCUAAGCAGGGCCUGGAAGUAAAACCAUGAAGGGGCCCUAAGCACCCAGAUGUUGGAAUAUAGUUGUCUAGUUUCAAUAGUGCACAUGGCUACGAAGAACAUGUUGCGAGCAUUUUUUUUUUUUUUUGCAAAGGAACUGCAGUAGGGGAAUUCCAUGUGUAACAGGUUCGUCACCCAAUUAACAGUGUCCUCCCCAAGAGAUGUCACAUUAUAACGACCAGGUGGUGACACGGCCAGCGUUAGGCGCGCCGUAAAGGCUGCAAGAGAAGCACGAGAUUCCUUUUUUAUCGUGGUACCCUUUCGAUGUGUGGUGUCGCCACUUUGCUAAUUGUUGAUUGUUACUGCAGUUUGAACUUAAUGUGCCAAAAUAUAUAGGAGGUGAUUUAGAGGCCCUUUAAUAGAAGGACCAAAUUGCUAACUGCCUGUUUAUGUGGUAGAAGAUCUUGUAGCUGUGACUGAACCAUUUUAAUUUUUUUAAAGGUGUGUGCAUGCUUGUGUUAAAAAAUAACAAUAGAAUGUAUGCAUGUGUUUUGUCAAGCUUUGAACUCUGACGUGGAUACUGUAUUAUGUAACUGUUUCUUGACAUGCAUGAAGUGCACUUUUUUCUUCUAUGUUAUUCAUUCUGUCGAACCCUGCGUGUUUCAAACGAAGUGCACGUUUUAUCUUAAUUGUUGUUAUGUGUUGAGAGAUGCCAAAGAGUACGGCGACUUGUAGAUUUUUUUUUUUCGUUGGCUCUCAAUUAGGUUUUCUUUUUUUCAAGGCCUGAUUUGAAUAAGGAUUGCAUUUAAUUCGUUUAAGCAGUGCAAUCGGUGGGUGUAUAUUGAGGUGAAAUCGUAACCAUAUGGUUUCAUUUGCAUUGAGUUUAGUUUUAUAAAUUGUCUCCUAAACCUUUUUGUGCAACUUUCACAAGUGUGCAUGAGAUAUAGGUUAUCUUCUGUAGUCUAUAUAUAAAAAGUCAGUUUUGGCAGAAGGGCAAAGCAAUGAAUGAGAUAGCAACAUAUUCGAAUUUUUUACGAAGCAAGGCUAGCAUUUUUAGGAGCAGUAAUAAUUGUAGUAACAUGCGUUUGCUAAGUAACCAAGUGCCCAGUGGCGUGGCCACAGUAAAUGAUUACAGCAAGGCUCGUGCGUAGUGACGGCGUUGAUACACGAAGUGAGGCUGGCAGUACACUCGUUUAUAUCCGAUCUCGUGUAACUCUACAACACGCUUGUGUAAGAGAACACGGUUGCUUCAGGUACACUUUUAAUACUGUUUGUUUUGUGUUCAGAGCGCAGCCCAUAGAAGCUCCCACCUGCUGUAAUAAAAUAAAAUUCUUAUUCAUUAUACAUACACACACCCACGUUACGUCUGUGUAGACUUGCAUGCAUCUGUUUGUAUUGUCAAGACAUUGUUGCUGGUGUGUGCUAUGGUCUCAUUUUUAACAAUGGUGUGGUUGUGAAACGUGUGGCAGGGUUAAAAUUUCACACUGGUUUUAACUGUACGGUCGGCCAGCCAAAGGGGAGAGCUGCGAACCUGUAUUGCGUCGUUCUUUCAGAGCGCCAUGCUUGCUUCUCAUAUGCCCAAAGAUGGUUUUUUUUUUUUCCCUUAAACCCGAAAGUGCACUCGAGGAGGGCUUGAGUUCAGGUCAUGUGGCUGCUUUGACACUGUUCAUGGACAACCUUUCUCAUACUCUAAUCUGAAGUUUCGGCCGUGUCGUAUCAAAGAGUGCGAGUGUGCUAGGAACCAACCGAAUGUGCCUCAAGGUGGUUUAGUCGAGUGUGGUUGCAGUUUCAGUUAUUUCUGUUGGUAUCCAGUGCAUGUGUUUAUCGUACACAAUUUCAUCUUUCUUUUUACUUUGGUACAGUUUCAUGGUUAAUUUCAUGGCUGUCUUGUGAAGCGGCCGUUCAGUAAGCUGAAACGGUCUCCUGGCCACACUUCAGGGUUUGGAAUCACUGCCUCAAGGGACAUUGUAUAAAGAUCAUUAGUACAUAUCAGCAUUGUGUUUUCUCAGCAUCUCUAUUUUGCCCAUCAACACUCAAAAAGACUCACUUAGUGAGCAUAGAUCGUGUAGCCAUUAUCACAUGGCACAGAUCAACUUCAUGAUUAAUCACAGGUGGCAUUGGUUUCGGUCAUAGACCAUUCAUGUAUGCAAUGUUCCGAGCAACAAAUAGGAGACCUUACAGUUAGGUCACUUAUAUUUGACUGACGUGUGUGUGUUGACUUAUGUGCCGUGAAAUACCGAUUUUCAUGUCAUAUUUGUCGCACAAGAAAUCUAGUUAUAGCCGUUUUGUCUUGCAUUCACUUUGUCUUUGUGUGUUGCACUUUCACCUUCUCAGCACUUUAUGGUAUGUUUAGGUGGGAGUUUUGUAUCAUGGCUUUGUUUACAUCAUUCACGGACUGAAAUAAACUAUUUAUUGUACUA